Exaiptasia diaphana is the source of this 1346-nucleotide messenger RNA. RefSeq names its product chymotrypsin B. The transcript is spliced from 9 exons. NCBI's taxonomy places the organism in Eukaryota, Metazoa, Cnidaria, Anthozoa, Actiniaria, Aiptasiidae. Bases 65 to 1240 code for a protein of 391 amino acids. Gene Ontology annotation, biological process: proteolysis. Gene Ontology annotation, molecular function: serine-type endopeptidase activity. The record is from RefSeq and is a predicted model, not a curated record.
AAUACAGGUUUAUCAUGGUUGGGCAUAUAACCAUGUACUUUGAAAGGUAAUCCACAAACCCAAGAUGGACUUGGUACUUGGAGUUCUAGUUGCAGUACUUUGUGCUUCCUUAACGGACGCAGAUUGCGGGCGUAAACCCGGGUUUGCCCGUGUCAUCAAUGGUCAGGACGCAACUCCCCAUGCUUGGCCCUGGCAGAUCUCAUUCCGACGAGGAGGACACAUAUGUGGGGCAUCGUUGAUCAGCGCAAAAUGGGCUAUCACAGCUGCACAUUGUGUUGGUAGUUCACCAAGCCAAUACACUGCUGUAGUAGGUGCACAUCGAAGGCUUGGUUCCACAAGUGUGCAACAAACUAUUCGCAUAGCAAAAAUUAUUACACAUCCAAAAUGGGACAGAAGAAGACUCAUAAAUGACAUCGCAUUGUUAGAACUUCAGACACCAGUGAAAAUGAGUGGCAAAGUUUCCCCUGUUUGCUUGACAGAUCAAAAACCUGCUGCAGGGAAAAAAUGCUACAUUACAGGCUGGGGUAGGACCGAGUCUGGAACUCCUGACAUCCUUCAACAGGCUAUGUUGCCCAUUGCAUCUCAUGAUAACUGUCGUAAAAAGUACGGAUCGAGUAUCGAUGCUAAUGCCCAUCUUUGUGCUGGAGAAGCUCGUUCAGGUGCUUCUGGUGGGUGUAAYGGUGAYAGYGGUGGACCGUUGGUGUGCGAGGAAGGAGGAAGAUGGUAUCUUCACGGUGCUGUAAGCUUUGGACUGAGAAACUGCCCGACUACGCAUUACACAGUGUUUGCUCGAGUAGCCAGUUACACCGACUGGAUCAAACAAAACACAGGAGUUGGACCUGGAGGCGGCGGACCACCACCACCUCCAACAGAUGGCCCACCACCGCCUCCCCCAACAGACGGACCACCACCGCCACCACCUCCAACAGGUGGACCACCACCACCUCCCCCAACAGAUGGACCACCACCGCCACCACCCCCAACGAAACCGCCUCCACCACCCCCAACGCAGCCACCAAGUUGUCAAGACAAGUGGUCAAGAUGUAAGUACUACAAGAAAUACUGUAGUAAAUACCCAAGUAUCAAAAAGAAUUGUCCAAAAACAUGCAACACAUGCGGCGGCGGUGGCGGCGGUGGCGGAGGAUGUAAAGACCAUUCUUCAAGAUGUCCGAAAUAUUCUCGGUAUUGCAAUCGUCCUUGGAUUCAACGUAGAUGCCCAAAGACAUGCAAGAAAUGCUAAAGUUAAUGCCAAAUAACCUCAAGAAAACUGGCAUAUAGGGGUUUAGAUAUUAACGAACAUUCAAAAAUACAACAAAAAAUAAUAAAAUUCAUUGAAAUGAAAUCAA